Trichoplusia ni (cabbage looper) is the source of this 851-nucleotide messenger RNA. RefSeq names its product actin-interacting protein 1-like. Lineage: Eukaryota; Metazoa; Arthropoda; Insecta; Lepidoptera; Noctuidae. Bases 118 to 849 code for a protein of 243 amino acids. Gene Ontology annotation, molecular function: actin filament binding. Gene Ontology annotation, biological process: sarcomere organization; actin filament depolymerization; locomotion. The transcript is spliced from 5 exons. The record is from RefSeq and is a predicted model, not a curated record. Gene Ontology annotation, cellular component: cortical actin cytoskeleton.
ACUAUACGUCAUUUUUUUGGUAGGCUAUGGGGCAUAGCGGCGACUGUAUUUCGCUAAAUAUAAUUAAAAGUACUGAGUGACCAAUAGUUUUAGCAUUAUCAAAGUAGUGUUUAGUUAAUGAAGUGUGCUAUUACAAUGUCUUAUUCUAAUAAAUAUACUUGGGCGGCUCUGCCGAGGACAGCGAGAGGCACACCUUUAGUAUUAGGCGGUGAUCCGAAAGGCAAAAACUUCCUGUAUACUAACGGCAAUUCCGUUAUCAUAAGAGAUAUUGAGAACCCCGAGAUCUCUGAUACAUACACGGAACAUUCGUGCCAAGUUAAUGUCGCUAAAUACUCUCCAAGCGGUUUUUACAUUUCUUCUGGAGAUGUAUCCGGCAAGAUCAGGAUCUGGGAUACGGUGAACAAGGAGCAUAUCCUCAAGAAUGAGUUCCAGCCGAUCGGCGGGCCGAUCAAGGACAUCGCUUGGAGUGCCGACAAUCAGCGCAUGGUCGCCGUCGGCGAAGGCAGAGAACGAUUCGGUCACGUGUUUAUGUCCGAGACCGGCACGUCUGUCGGUGAGAUCAGCGGCCAGUCCAAGCCCAUCAACUCAGUGGACUUCAAGCCGACGAGGCCAUUCCGCAUCGUCACUGCCUCGGAGGACAACACCCUGGCCGUCUUCGAGGGACCGCCCUUCAAGUUCAAGUGCACUAAACAGGAGCACACGAGGUUCGCGCAGGCGGUCCGCUACAGUCCUGACGGCAGUCUGUUUGCUUCAGCCGGCUUCGAUGGGAAGAUAUUCUUAUUUGACGGUGCCACAUCAGAGCUUAAGGGGGAGGUCUGUACAUUAUUAUUAUUAUUAUUUGCCUACUGAUG